UGUAUCGAAGGAAUCAACAGCCGCCAUCUUGUCGUGGCUCGGAAUUAGGAUUUCGGUCCAACACUGGUUUUUACGUAGAAAUCGAGCAUUAUUUCUGCGAUACGAGGGCGCCAUUCCCCCGAAAACGAAACCCUAACGUCGCCCCGGAGUCGUUUGGCGAGAAAAAACGGGAACUGGAUCGUCGGUCGUCGGGCAGAAAAGCUCCGUAUAUGUGAUUUCCCCUUCGGAGUGCGGCGAUUCAGCCCCUGUCGCCGUCCGGCAGCAGUAUUGUUUACCGCGGGCGAGCGGGGACGACGUCGUGACUUUCGAAGUGAUCUGCACAAAUACGACAUUGUUAUGCAAUUGUGCAUUUUUGCGGCGCUUCGCGCGAUUUUUGCAUGAAGAAAUUUGACGUCACGCAAAAUGGUUACUUCGAACAUGUAGGAAUCAGGACUUUCGCCGCGGAGCGCAGGGGUCCACCAGAUGUCAUUGGAUUUGUCGUUCUGAAGUUGUCGUUUUACAUGGGGGACAUUUUAUUCUGCGUUAUUUAACGACAAUGAUGUGGCUGUCGGGUGUUGGAUUAUCAUGGGGUGAAUGGCGGUGGCGAAGCGGGGCGCUAUUGCAUCUCUUUUGAAAGCCGCCGACUCUCGCAGCGCGGAGGAGCUAACGCUAACGGUCAACUUAGCUGCUAGCAGGCAAUUAGCUAGCUGUUAGCCGGUUAGUUAGCGCGAGCGGGCUCCCAGCUCGCUAAUGUGCUAACCGGGGAGGCGCGGGUCGAGAGAGCAACUUCCCUGUCACCAGGUAACCACACGCGCGCGCGCGUCGGCUCCGACAAGCAGCCGGGACACGGUGACGACCAUGGCCGAGAACCUGCUGGACGUUGGACCUCCCAACUCCAAGCGGCCGAAGCUGAGUUCACCUGCCCUGUCGGCGACUGAUGGACAAGAUCUGGGAUCACUGCCCUGGGAUGAUUUAGAGAAUGACCUCCCAGAUGAGUUGAUCCCUAAUGGUGGAGAUCUAAGCCUGAUGGGUGGGAUGCCUUCAAACGGUGGAGCAGCACCUGGAGCUGGUGGGCCAGGUGGCGCCCCUGCAGGCCUUGGUGGUGGUGGCGCCACUGUCGUCCCUGAUGCAGCUGCUAAGCAUAAGCAGCUCUCAGAGCUCCUUCGAGCCGGUAGCACCUCCAGUAUUACAUCUGCAGGGCUGAACUCAGCUAGCCCUCAACAAGGCGGUAUGGGGCCUCAGCUGGGAACACUACUGGGUAAGAGCCCCCUUGGCCAAGGCUCCCCAAACAACCACCCAUCCCCCCAGGCCCAAAAAGCAGGAACACCAACUGGAAUAGCAGGAAAGAACAACAACAAUACUGCAACAAUGGGCUUGAACACAGCAGGCUUCAACCAGGCCUUGAUUAACAAUAGCCAGGGACAUGCUGGGCUGCUGACCCAGGGAGGGAAGCCCCAACCUGGGCAGGUGAUGAACGGUGGUCUCGGACCUGGCGCUGGGAGAGGACGGGGAGCGGGAGUAGCAGGCAUGCAGUACCAGGGGGCGACAAUGCAGGGAGCCGCACCAGGACCAGGUGGAGCAGCUAGUGCUUUGGCAGAGACACUUGGCCAGGGAGGGCAGCAGAUGGGAGCUCAUGCCUCCCUCAGUGCAGCCCAACAAGCAGGCAACAUGAACAAGGAUCUUGAGAAUAUGACUGCCAAGCUGUGCUUAAUCAUCUGUCAGAGUGGCUCACAGAUGGGUCUGGCUAGCAAUGGGGGUCCUUUUGGCGCCCAGCCCUACGGUCAGGGUGCCGCAGGGCCGGGCCAGCAACUAAACUCUCAGCAGCAGCUCCAGAACAAGGCUGCUCUUGCCAACAGUCUGCCACCCUUCCCCAGUGAGCUCAAAGGGGCUGCUGUCACAAGCGUUCCAAACAUGCAGCUCCAGCAGCAGCCACCGCAGCAGGCGGCGAUGCUCCCCCUGGCUGGCAGCGGAGGUGUGGCAGUGCCUUCGGCAGGACCUACAGCUGACCCAGAGAAGCGCAAGCUGAUCCAGCAGCAGCUGGUCCUGCUGCUUCACGCUCACAAGUGCCAGCGACGGGAGCAGGCCAAUGGGGAGGUGAGGGCCUGCGCCCUGCCUCACUGCCGCACCAUGAAGAACGUCCUCAACCACAUGACGCACUGCCAGGCCGGCAAGUCCUGCCAGGUGGCUCACUGUGCGUCGUCCAGACAGAUCAUCUCCCACUGGAAAAAUUGCACACGACACGAUUGUCCCGUCUGCCUGCCGCUAAAGAACGCCAGUGACAAGCGCACACAGCAGCCUAUGCUGAGCUCUCCCAAUGCAGGCCUCCCGAACCCCAUGUCUUCAGUUGGUGUGGGCCAGCCCAGUGCUCCCACCAUCAAUACCUCAACCCCCAUAGACCCCAGCUCCAUGCAGAGAGCCUACGCGGCACUUGGGUUGCCUUACAGCAGCCAGGCCACUGGGCAGGCCCAGCAGGCAGUGGGGACAGCAGGGGCACCGAACGCACAGGCCCAGCAACAACAACAGCUUUCACAGCAGAUGAGACCCAUCAAUGCACUUGGUAACCAGAUGGCUCUCGGAGGUGCGGCAAUGGGUGUGACCACUUCAGAACAGACAAACCUGCACACCGACUCCCUUCCCAACACACUCAACACUAACAAUCAGCUGCUGUCAGAUGGGUCAGCAGUGGGUUCUAUGGGCAACCUACCCACAGCAGCACCUGUCCCUGCCACAGGCACCAGGAAAGCCUGGCAUGAGCACGUCACUCAGGACCUGCGCAAUCACCUCGUACACAAACUAGUACAAGCCAUAUUCCCUACCCCUGACCCGGCAGCUUUAAAGGACAGACGGAUGGAGAACCUGGUGGCCUACGCCAGAAAGGUGGAGGGAGACAUGUACGAGUCAGCUAACAGCCGGGAUGAGUACUAUCACUUUCUGGCUGAGAAAAUCUAUAAAAUCCAAAAGGAACUGGAGGAGAAGAGACGCUCAAGGCUACAGAAGCAAAUCAUCAACCAGGCACCAUUGGCCGCUCAGGGGACCCAGCAGCCUGUCCUCGCCCAGCCCAAUGCCUUGGGCCCAAGGCCACAGAAUGGACCUGUGCCUCUGCCAAACAUGCCAAAUCAGAUCAUGAAUCGCAUGCAGGUUUCACAAGGAAUGAACCAGUUCAACCACAUGGCACUGCCCAAUGCCCAGAUAUCCCAGGCAACGAUGGGAGCCCGGGCCGCUUCACCCAUGAACCAUCCACAGCAAAUGAACAUGAGCUCUGUCCCAGCGAUGGGCUUGUCUCCCUCCAGGAUGCCCCAGGCCCAGGGCAUGAUGGCUGGAAACGGGGGCGGCAACAUAGUUGGCCAGACGGCCAGCCAGGGACAGUUUCUGGCUCAGACCCAGUUCCCUCCAGGAUCUGCUGCAGUCACUGCAACAGGCGCCAUGAACGUCACCGUGGGCCCUGGUAUGGGUCAGGCACAGGCUGCUGUCACCCAGCAGCAGCAGCAGAACGCUAACCUUCCCAUGAAUGCACUUGGCCCCUCGCUGGGCCCUCAGCUAGCCUCCUCCCAAACCCCCUUGCACUCCACGCCUCCACCUGCUGCCUCCUCCGCCUCCACGGCUGGGGGGGGCACUAACCCGCCGCAUCCCCAACCCCCCAGCCGCAGCUCCACCCCCACCCUCCCUGGCCCUGCCCUAGCCCAGGGUUCCACCCCGCCCUGCCCCACCCAGCCCCAACCCCAGGCGGAACUCCCCACUGCAGCACAGACGCAGCCCCCGCCUCAGCCCCCCACUACGCCGCUGUCUCAGUCAGGAGCUAGUCUGGAUAACCGGGUGCCCACGCCAGCCUCAGCCGCCAGCGGUGACCUGCACUCGCAGCAUGUUGGAGCAGACCUACCUGUCCAGGAGAUCAAAGCAGAGACACACCACGAGCAACAGGAGUUUGAGGCCGCUGGCGGCAAAACUGAGACCAAGAUGGAGACCGAGGAUGACUCUGCAUCAACGUUGGUGAAGAAGGAAGAGCCAGAGGUAAAGCCUGAGCCGAUGGCGGUGGAAGAGAAAAAGGCGGAAAUUAAGACGGAACCCAAAGAAGAGGAAGAGGGUGGAGCCAACAGCACAACCUCCUCAUCACCCUCUCAGUCACGGAGGAAAAUCUUUAAGCCCGAGGAGUUGCGUCAGGCUCUGAUGCCGACUUUGGAGUCGCUCUACCGUCAGGACCCUGAGUCGCUUCCCUUCCGACAGCCAGUUGACCCAAUGCUUCUUGGUAUCCCGGAUUACUUUGACAUUGUUAAGAACCCGAUAGAUCUGUCCACAAUAAAGCGCAAACUGGACACGGGUCAAUACCAAGAGCCAUGGCAAUACGUCGACGAUGUUUGGUUGAUGUUCAACAACGCCUGGCUCUACAACCGCAAGACAUCCCGUGUUUACAAGUACUGCUCCAAGCUGGCGGAGGUGUUUGAGUCAGAGAUUGACCCUGUCAUGCAGGGGCUGGGCUAUUGCUGCGGGAGGAAGUAUGAGUUCUCUCCUCAAACUCUCUGUUGCUAUGGCAAGCAGCUCUGCACCAUACCUACUGGAGGAACAUACUACAGUUACCAGAACAGGUACCACUUCUGUGAGAAGUGCUUUAAUGAGAUACAGGGGGAGAGCGUGACGUUAGGAGAUGAUCCUGCACAGCCGCAAACGAUGAUAUCAAAAGACCAGUUUGAACGGAAGAAGAACGACGUUCUUGACCCUGAACCGUUUGUUGAAUGUAAAGAUUGCGGACGGAAAAUGCACCAGAUAUGCGCCCUACACUACGAAACAAUUUGGCCAUCUGGGUUCAUUUGUGAUAACUGUUUGAAGAAGAGUGGAAAAACACGGAAGGAAAACAAGUUCUCUGCAAAAAGGCUGCAGUCGACUCGAUUGGGAAUGUACAUAGAGGACCGUGUGAAUAAAUACUUGAAGAGACAGAACCACCCAGAGGCUGGAGAGGUUUUUGUGCGAGUGGUGGCAAGCUCCGAUAAAACGGUGGAGGUUAAACCAGGCAUGAAAGCCAGGUUUGUGGACACGAGUGAGAUGCCCGAGACCUUUCCCUACAGAACCAAAGCACUUUUCGCCUUUGAGGAGAUUGACGGUGUAGACGUUUGCUUCUUUGGCAUGCACGUACAGGAGUAUGGCUCUGAGUGCUCAUUGCCCAACACUAGACGGGUCUACAUAUCAUACCUUGACAGUAUUCAUUUCUUCAGACCUCGGAUUCUACGAACAGCAGUGUACCACGAGAUCCUCAUCGGCUAUCUUGAAUAUGUCAAGAAACUCGGGUACGCCCAGGGCCACAUCUGGGCAUGCCCUCCCAGUGAGGGAGACGAUUACAUCUUCCACUGCCAUCCUCCUGAUCAGAAGAUCCCCAAGCCUAAGAGGCUGCAGGAGUGGUACAGAAAGAUGCUGGAGAAAGCCUUUGCAGAGAGGAUCCUGCAUGACUACAAGGACAUCUUCAAACAGGCGACUGAGGACAGACUGACCAGCGCCAAUGAGCUGCCCUACUUUGAAGGUGACUUUUGGCCCAAUGUGCUGGAGGAGAGCAUCAAGGAGCUGGAGCAGGAGGAGGAGGAGAGGAAGAAGGAGGAGAACACGGCUGCCUCUGAAACUCCUGAGGGUACGCCAGGUGACAGCAAAAAUGCGAAGAAGAAGAACAACAAGAAGACCAAUAAAAACAAGAGCAGCGUGAGCCGUGCCAAUAAGAAGAAGCCUGGGAUGCCGAAUGUAGCUAAUGAUUUGUCCCAGAAGCUUUACGCCUCCAUGGAGAAGCACAAAGAGGUGUUCUUUGUCAUUCACCUCCACUCUGGUCCCAUGGCCAACACCCUCCCACCCAUCAUCGACCCCGACCCUUUGCUCUCCUGCGACCUGAUGGAUGGACGCGAUGCCUUCCUGACUCUGGCCAGAGACAAGCACUGGGAGUUCAGCUCCCUCAGGAGGUGCAAGUGGAGCACCAUGUGCAUGCUGGUUGAGUUGCACAACCAGGGACAGGACCGCUUUGUCUACACAUGCAAUGAGUGCAAGCACCAUGUAGAGACGCGCUGGCACUGCACCGUGUGUGAGGACUUUGAUCUUUGCAUCAAUUGUUAUAACUCGAAGGGCCAUGAGCACCAGAUGGUGAAGUGGGGCCUCGGCCUGGACGACGACAGCAACAGUCAGGGCGGAGAGGCCUCCAAGAGUCCACAAGAGAGUCGACGCCUCAGUAUCCAACGCUGCAUCCAGUCCCUGGUCCAUGCUUGUCAGUGUCGCAAUGCCAACUGCUCUCUGCCAUCCUGCCAGAAGAUGAAGCGAGUGGUGCAACACACCAAGGGCUGCAAGCGGAAAACCAAUGGCGGCUGCCCUGUAUGCAAGCAGCUCAUUGCUUUAUGCUGUUACCAUGCAAAGCACUGUCAGGAGAACAAGUGUCCUGUCCCGUUCUGCCUGAACAUCAAGCACAAGCUUCGCCAGCAGCAGCUGCAGCAGAGGCUCCAGCAGGCCCAGCUGAUGAGGAGGAGAAUGGCCACCAUGCAAGGAAGAACCAUGCCGCUGCCAUCCCCACCAGCCUCUGCUGCCCCUAGUACUCCCACUCCCCAGACACCCCAGCAGCCACUCUCCAACCAGCCGCAGACCCCCAACUCUGCAGGAGUCAUGUCCCCUUCUUUUCCCAAUGCACCACGCAAUGGCCAGCCUCAAGCACCAGUAUCCCAGGGCAAAUCUGGGCCCCAGGCCUCCCCUCUACACCAGCAGCAGUCCCCCCUCCCCCAGCCGCCGCAGCCACCUCAGCAACUACAGCAGCAGCCUCCCCUCGCUGCAGUCAAGAUGGCCCGGCACAUCGAGAUGAUGGCACAGGCCCAGCAGAACCAGCAGAACUACCGGGUCAACAUGAAUGGCUUGCCCAUGAACCCCCAGCAGCCACAGCAGCGCAUGACCGGACCAAUGCAGCAACCCAUGCAAAUGGUGCCAGGGCCUCGGGGACCACAGGUCAUGCAGACCGGCAUGGCUCCAGGACAGUGGCCUGGAGCAGCAGGGCCCAUGCAGGCAGCUCAGACUCCACAACCGGGCCUUGUUCAAGGCCAGACCCCACAGCAGGCCAUGACCAUGCAGAGAGCCAUGAUGCCUACAGGGCAACAACCUCAGCAGGGUCAGAGGAUGCUGAUACCACAACAACCUGGUGCCCGGCCACAGACACCACAGAGACCGGGUGCUAUUGCCCCCAAUGCCCUGCAGGACCUUCUACGCACCCUCAAGUCUCCGAGCUCACCUCAGCAGCAGCAGCAAGUUCUCAACAUCCUCAAAUCAAACCCUCAGCUAAUGGCUGCUUUCAUCAAACAGCGAACAGCCAAGUAUCAUGCCAACCAGCCACAGCAGCAAGCAGGUCAGCAACAACAGCCUGGCAUGCCAACAAUGCAGGCCAUAGCCAUGCCAGGAGGGGCAGUGCAGAGGCCGGGGAUGCCCCCGCAGCAGCCCCAGCAGCCUCCUGCCCAGGUCAUGGCAGCAUUAGGGGCUCAAGGGCAGCUGCUGAACACCAACCCCCAGAUCCAGGAGCUCUACCGUCGACAGCUCUUAAGACAGCAGCAACAGCAACAACAACAGCAACAGCAGGGAGUGAUGCCUCAGGGCCACCCCAGCCAGUUCCCUGCACAGACGCAGGGUACGGCUCCUACAUACUCCCAGAUCCGUAUGCAGCAGCAGCAGCAGCAGCAGCAGCAGAUAGCCAUGCAGACAGGCCCAGGAGCGGCUGGGGUACCUAUGGGCCAGCUCCCACCCAUGUCACAGAUGGCCCAGCCUGGCAUGGUGAUGGACUCCACCCAGAACUUGCUUCAACAGCGAAUGCUCCAGCAGCAACAGCAGCAGCAGCUUCCCCAGCAGCAGCAGGCCGUCCUCAAGCAGCAGAUGGGCUCCCCGGCCCAGCCCAGCCCAAUGAGCCCCCAGACGCAUCUGCUGGCCGGCCAGCCCCAGGGUGGAGCCCAUCUCCCUGGCCAGCCUACUCUAGCCAAUGCCCUAAGCAACCAGGUCCGUUCCCCUGUGCCCGUCCAGUCCCCCUGUCCACCUUCGCAACAGCAGUCACAGCCGCCACAUUCCAGUCCCUCACCGCAGGUCCAGCCCCAGCCGUCGCCACAGCACCCGCCUCCACCACAUUCGGGUUCCCCACACCCGGGCCUGGGGGGCCCGCUGCAAUCCAUGGAGCAGGGACACUUGGGGACACCAGAACAGAGUGCUAUGCUACCGCAGCUUAACACACCCACCAGAGGGGGGCUGAACACUGACUUGGGGAUGGUGGGAGAUGCUACAGGGGACACGCUGGAGAAGUUUGUGGAGGGAUUGUAGCAUUUCUGCUGGGAACUAAAGACCACAAUCUGGCUCCCGGGGACCCAUCCUCCCACUCCUCCUCUUCCUCCUCGCUUCCCCUCGGACUCUUUAUGCUGUUAGCUUUGUUCUUUCUAUGGCUGAGAGCGUUUUUUUGUACCGAGUAAAAAGUUUCAACUGUUGUAAAAAGAAAAUUUGGUCGAGAAAAAUGCAAAACAAAAAAAGUCAGAAUUGUUUCCUAAACCCAAGUGGAAGUAUAUUUCUUCCUUAAGAUGUUGAGGAAUUUGCAAGAUGCUUCUUAAAUGAAAAUUUAAUCACAAAGAAUAUAUUUUUUGGUUGAGACCAAAUGUGUUCAAUACAUUAUUUUUGGUUUGGUUUUGGUAUGUUUUAUGCCUUUCUUGUUUUUCUGAUUCUUUUUCUUUCCUUUUUUUUUUUUUUUUACAAAA
Messenger RNA from Scophthalmus maximus (turbot), 8702 nucleotides. It is a transcript of the gene crebbpa, whose product is annotated as CREB binding protein a. Gene Ontology annotation, cellular component: transcription regulator complex; histone acetyltransferase complex; nucleus. NCBI's taxonomy places the organism in Eukaryota, Metazoa, Chordata, Actinopteri, Pleuronectiformes, Scophthalmidae. Bases 838 to 8277 code for a protein of 2479 amino acids. The transcript has 32 exons. Gene Ontology annotation, molecular function: protein binding; zinc ion binding; transcription coactivator activity. Gene Ontology annotation, biological process: positive regulation of transcription by RNA polymerase II. The record is from RefSeq and is a predicted model, not a curated record.